Messenger RNA from Dentiscutata heterogama, 137 nucleotides. The record is from the annotation of a GenBank genome assembly. Lineage: Eukaryota; Fungi; Glomeromycota; Glomeromycetes; Diversisporales; Gigasporaceae.
AGCAAAUUGACAAUUUGGUUGACAAUGUUGGAAUAACUGAAUCGGCAGACUGGAAUUCUUUUAAUAUUACUAAUUCAUCAUUAUUUUCUGCACUUCCAUUAUUUAAUAUCUUAUACCAUCCUGAUAAUUUAUCAUAG